AUGACCGCGGCCCUGACUGAAGAGGCAGAGGUGCACUCAGUCCCUCCCAGCCCACCUCAGCAAGGCAACAGGACAGUCAAUGACACAGAAGCUGACUAUGUAGACGGACUUGUAGCUUUGAAGUUAUCCCACCCUUGCCUGGAAGACCUUAAUAGUUACUGCAUUAACGGAGUAUGUGCAUUCCACCAUGAACUGAAGAAAGCCAUUUGCAGAUGUUUUACUGGUUACACGGGAGAACGAUGUGAGCAUUUGACCCUAACUUCAUAUGCUGUGGAUUCUUAUGAAAAAUACAUUGCGAUUGGCAUUGGCGUUGGGCUGUUGAUUAGUGCUUUUCUUGUUGUCUGCUACUGCUACGUCAGAAAAAGGUGUCUAAAUAUGAAAUCACCUUAUAUCAUCUGCUCUGGAGGGAGAUCAUUGUGAGACCUUAUAAGGCAUAUUCAUCAAGUCAUUUGUCAAAAGCAAUGGGGACUCCAAGAGAGAUCUUCAGAUGAUGCAAAAUGUGACUAA
This is a messenger RNA of Acomys russatus (golden spiny mouse), 507 nucleotides long. It is a transcript of the gene Epgn, whose product is annotated as epithelial mitogen. The coding region runs from base 1 to 420 and encodes 139 amino acids. Gene Ontology annotation, biological process: epidermal growth factor receptor signaling pathway; positive regulation of cell population proliferation; positive regulation of mitotic nuclear division. The transcript is spliced from 4 exons. NCBI's taxonomy places the organism in Eukaryota, Metazoa, Chordata, Mammalia, Rodentia, Muridae. The record is from RefSeq and is a predicted model, not a curated record.